AUGAGCAAAGGAGGGGGGAAAAAAAUUAUGAACGUUCAUAUUCUUUUGCUGUCAAUUGUUUUGGGCAUAUGUGCAUGUAAAAGGAGUAUCGCAAACAACGUAAAUAGCGCAUAUAGCAGCUGUGGUAACAGGGGUGAUAUUUUGUCGAGAAGAGAAAGAAAAGGAAGCGAAAAAUAUGUGCAUAAUACCUUGUGUAGUAGCUCUCAUAAUGUUAGGAUAAAACGGAAGGGUUGUGCAAGUGCCAAAGGAAAUACAUCCCUCUGUUGUAACUUUAUUAUUGCAAAACAAAAGGAAGAAGAAAAUAAAAAAAAAAAAAAAAAAAAAAAAUACCUGAACAGUUCAGGUGAAGGCUUUUCAAAUACAUGUCAUCAUGAUGUAAAAAAAAAUACAAAAGAUUAUUCAGAAGAUAUAUUACCAUCAUAUCACAGAUAUAUAGAAAACUUUAAGACAAGGAAAAUAAUCCAUCCGAGCAUAAGAAUAUCAGAAUUAGAUAAAAAAUUUAUGAAAUGUAAGGACAGUUAUAACAAAUUAUAUUCACACUUAAAAGACAGUGAAAUAUUUGAAAAUUUCUCCUAUGUAGGUAGACAGAAAAAAGGGAUACAAUCUCCCAAGUAUUAUUUGCCAAAAUAUAUUGAGAGACCAAAUUAUCACAAAACAGGAAUGCCAAUUUAUGUAAACUAUGAGAAUAGUAGUAAUAACAAUGCAGCAGCAGAAGAAGCAGCAGCAGCAUUCUGUUCCUCUUCAUAUAAUGAAACUGUUGAAGAUGAAACAAAUGCAAAAAAGUAUGAAUACAAAAAUGUAAAGGACGAUGAAGGGAUUGAAAUAAUAUCUAGAAAUUGUAAAUUUGCAAGAGAACUAAUGGAUGAUAUUUCAUACAUUGUGUGUGAAGGAAUAACAACAAAUGAUAUUGACAUAUAUAUAUUAAACAAGUGUGUUAAUAAUGGGUUUUACCCCUCUCCAUUAAAUUAUCAUCUUUUUCCAAAGAGUAGCUGUGUAUCCAUAAAUGAAAUAUUAUGUCAUGGGAUACCAGAUAACAAUGUGUUAUUUGAAAAUGAUAUAGUAAAAGUAGAUAUAAGUGUGUAUAAAGAUAAUUACCAUGCUGAUAUGUGUGAAAGUUUUUUAGUUGAAAAAAUUACGAAAAGCCAAAAAAAAAAAAGAAAAAGGCAUUAUGAUUUUAUAUACUUAAAUGACAAGUUCAGGACAAAAUAUACAAAAUAUAUUUUAAAAUAUAAUUUCGAUUUAAUAAAAAAUAAAGUCGUUAAAAAGGGAAAAUAUUGCUCAGUUAGAAAAAUAAGAUAUGUCGCUCCAAAUUCGAAAGAUCAACAAGGUAUGUAUCACGAGGAUUACGAUGAUAAUACAAAUGUUAUCGGUAUAAGUGAUGAUAAUGAUAACGACAGUGACAGUGAUAGCAUUAUUAGAUUCAGGAAUGGUACUAAUAAUGAUUAUGGUACCACUGAUUCCAAUGUUGGUAGUAUGUACGAUCACUACAAUGAUGUUAAUGAUGAACUCGAAAAUUUUCACAAACAGUACGAUCAACACGUAAUAUUCAACCCACCGAAAAACCACCUAUACAAUGACAUACAGAAAUAUAUAUAUAAUAAUGUAGGAAGGGACAAAGACAACAAAGGGAUAGAAAGGAAGCAUCUCCCCUUUUUUGAUAGAAGUAAAUUGGGCAUAAAUGAUUUUAAAAAGUUCAUGUAUGAAAAAAAUAUAGAAUUAAUUAAAACAGCAUAUGAAUGUACAAUGGAAGCAAUAAAUGUAUGUAAACCUGGAGUACCUUUUAAAACUAUAGCUGAAGCUAUGGAUAGCUAUCUUCAAAAAGUAAAUAAAAAAAAGCAUACACAUUAUACUAUUGUACCUAAUUUAUGUGGUCAUAAUAUAGGAAAGAAUUUUCAUGAAGAGCCUUUUAUUAUGCAUACUUUAAAUAAUGAUGAUAGGAAAAUGUGUGAAAACUUAGUUUUUACUAUUGAACCAAUUAUAUCUGAAAGACCCUGUGGUUUUAUUACAUGGCCAGAUAACUGGACCAUAUCAAACGCAAGAUAUUAUUUUUCUGCACAGUUUGAACAUACCAUUCAUAUAAAAAAAAAUGGAGUAGACAUACUUACAAAGAAAAAUGAUAAAUCACCCCAGUUCAUCUGGGAGAAGAACACUCUUUAG
Plasmodium malariae is the source of this 2157-nucleotide messenger RNA. It is a transcript of the gene METAP1c, whose product is annotated as methionine aminopeptidase 1c, putative. Lineage: Eukaryota; Apicomplexa; Aconoidasida; Haemosporida; Plasmodiidae. The transcript has a single exon. The coding region runs from base 1 to 2157 and encodes 718 amino acids. The record is from RefSeq and is a predicted model, not a curated record.